UACUGCUUUUGGGACUGGGAAGGGUUAAUGCCCAAAGGCCAAACGCUGGGUGUUCGUCUCUUCUUGUGUAGAUAGAGAGGCCAGCAGAGGGAAGCCGAGAAGCUGCAGAGAAGCGCACCAUGGCGGAAUUCACUGGAAGAGACAUUUAUCAGGCAGAGUUUGACCCCAGAGCCUAUCUGGAAUAUUUCAACUUUGGAGAAUGUACCUUGGGGGAUGAAGCCACUGAAUUUUACCUGAAACACCUUUGCAAGACCUUUGCUUCAGGGCGCCUGAAAGGCGACACGCUGGUUGACCUGGGCAGUGGCCCCACCAUUCACCAGUUCCUCUCCGCCUGCGAGUCCUUUGGCAGCAUCAUAGCCUCAGAGCCUGUUGAUCGAAACCGCCAGGAAAUAGAGAAGUGGCUGAAGAACAAACCGGGAGCUUUUGACUGGACCCCAAUUGUGAAGUAUGUCUGUGAGCUGGAAGGAAACAGGGACAAAUGGGCCGAGAAGGAGGCCAAGCUGAGAAGAACCCUCAAGCAGGUUCUGGAUGGUGACGUCCUUCGGAGCAACCCCCUGGAACCGGUGACCUUGCCCCAGGCUGACUGCCUGCUCGAUGUAGAAUGCCUGGAGGCUGCCUGCAAGGACCUCAGCGCCUUGCGGGCUGCUCUGAAGAACAUCAGCUCCCUGCUGAAGCUCGGUGGAGCCCUGGUGUCGGCUGGGGUUUUGGGGUGCAGUUUCUACAUGGUCGGCCCCCGCAAGUUCUCCUUCUUGGUCUUGACCGAGGAGAUCCUGAGAGAUGCUCUCAACACAAGUGGAUUUGCUGUUGUGGAGUUUCAGUCAGAGCCCAGAUUUACCAAGAAUAUGUUUAACCUCUGUGAUUACUCUGGUAAAUAUUUCUUCAUUGCCCGCAAAGAGAAGGAGUGUGGGAGCUGCACUGCACCUCGUAGGGCAGGGGCCCAAGACACUGGUGAUGGGAAAGGGUCCCUGCCAGGCAUCCCCUGGUCUUGGUCCCAAGACCCACCAGCUCACCAGUACGUUUUUGCCCUCCUCAAGUAUGCAGGCUCAGGUUCCCCAGUUGUACCCAGCCCAUUAUGCCUCUUGGGCCCCUCACCCAUUAUGGCCGCAGCCUUCACCGAGAAAGACUGCUAUGUUCAGCAUUUUAUCCCAAAAGAAUACCUGGAAACGUAUUUUUCUUUCCAUCCUGAGAAAGAAAAAGGAACUGCCCUUCAAGUUUUUGGCCUCAAAAAUUUUCACAAGGCAUUCCAUUCGGGUGGCAUUAAAGGAGACACCCUGAUUGAUAUUGGAAGCGGACCCACCAUCUACCAGUUCCUCUCUGCCUGCGAGUCCUUCCGAGAGAUCAUUGCUACAGAAUAUACGGAUGAAAACCGGGAGGAGCUGCAGCGGUGGCUGAGGAAGGAGCCGGGAGCUUUUGACUGGAGUCCAGUAGUGAAGUACCUCUGCGAGCUGGAAGGGGACAGAGAAAAGUGGGUCCAAAAGGAAGAGAAGGUCCGAAAGGCCAUCAAGCGAGUCCUGAAGUGUGACGUGACCCAGCCCAACCCUUUGGCCCCUCUGUCUCUCCCUCCAGCUGACUGUGUCCUCUCCGCAAGGUGCCUGGAAGCAGCUUGCAAAGACUUGCCCACCUACCGCUCUUCCCUGAAGAACAUGAGCUCCCUCGUAAAACCUGGGGGGUAUCUGGUCUUAUUUGUUGUCCUGGAAGGAACCUUCUACAUAGUUGGUCAGCACCGAUUCUCUUGCCUCUACUUAGAUCAGAAAUGUGUAGAGGAAGCCGUGAAAGAGGCUGGCUUUGAUAUUGAGUGGCUGGAGGCGACUAAGUUCAACUUUCCAGCAACUCUGUUUGAUGGUAAGGGGUCGUGUGUGCUGGUUGCCAGGAAACGCUGA
This is a messenger RNA of Eublepharis macularius, 1880 nucleotides long. RefSeq lists its product as uncharacterized. Bases 120 to 1880 code for a protein of 586 amino acids. Lineage: Eukaryota; Metazoa; Chordata; Lepidosauria; Squamata; Eublepharidae. The transcript is spliced from 7 exons. The record is from RefSeq and is a predicted model, not a curated record. Gene Ontology annotation, molecular function: N-methyltransferase activity. Gene Ontology annotation, cellular component: cytosol.